This is a messenger RNA of Impatiens glandulifera, 1590 nucleotides long. RefSeq names its product nematode resistance protein-like HSPRO2. The coding region runs from base 39 to 1484 and encodes 481 amino acids. NCBI's taxonomy places the organism in Eukaryota, Viridiplantae, Streptophyta, Magnoliopsida, Ericales, Balsaminaceae. Gene Ontology annotation, molecular function: metal ion binding; heme binding. The transcript has a single exon. The record is from RefSeq and is a predicted model, not a curated record. Gene Ontology annotation, biological process: defense response.
AAGAACAAAAUCAAGAAGAUCAUACAUAAUUCAUAAAAAUGAUGGAUUUCGAUAGAAAAUUGAAUAUGGUUACCUCUUCCGAUAAGCCGAUCAAGUCUCCAAGGCUAUCCAACAAAUUCAGCAUCUCAAUUCCAACGAUUGUUCGUCUUGGAGAGGUCUCCCCAGCGACGGAUUCCGCCUGUUCAGCCUACGAACACUAUCUCCGAUUGCCGGACCUUAAGAAGCUAUGGGAUUGCAAGGAAUUCCCAGAUUGGAAAAACGAGUCAAUCCUCAGACCAGCCUUACAAGCUCUCGAGAUCACCUUCCGCUUGGUUUCCACUGUUUUGUCCGAUCCCAGACCCUAUUCCAACCGGAGGGAAUGGAAACGGAAGCUCGAGUCAUUGGCGAUGAAUCAAGUUGAACUCAUAGCUAUGAUCUGUGAGGAUGAAGAGGAGUUCUCCGAUACACAAGGAAAACCCCCGACAAUCGGAUUGUUCUCAUCGGCCGGGGUUUUAUCUAGAGAAGACAGCUCGACGGAGGUCUGGAAACUCUCGUCCAAUACAACCGUGGUCAGCCGCGGCAGCGAAUCGAGUCUUCUUCCUCGACUGGCAACGUGGCGGACGGCGGAGGAUAUCGCGCAGAACAUUCUCUACUCCAUCGAGUGCGAGAUGAGGAGAUGUCCUUACACUUUAGGUCUCGGCGAACCGAACUUGAGCGGAAAACCUAACCUAGAUUACGAUCUGAUCUGCAAGCCGUACAAUCUUCAAUCCCUGAAGAAACCUCCGUCCGAUGAUUUCAAUCACGAGAAUCAAACGGUUUACACCACUCACCAGAUCCUCGAGUGCUGGAUCCGCGUAUCACAUGAGAUUCUCCACCGAGUCGUUGAUCGAAUCGAUUCGAACGAGUUUGAGAGAGCAGCAAACGACUGUUGGAUGAUCGAAAGAAUAUGGAAAGUUCUAGAACAGAUUGAAGACUUACACCUACUAAUGGAUCCAAACGAUUUCCUCCGCCUAAAAAGCCAGUUAACGGUUAAGUCAGACUCCUCCUCCUCCGCAGCAUUCUGUUUCCGAUCGAGAUCCUUGAUCGAUAUAACGAAGAAGUCGAAGAAUCUACGGCAUAAGUUGCCGGACAUCCUUGGCGUAGAGGUGGAUCCUCUAGGCGGACCGAGGAUACAGGAGGCGGCGAUGAAUCUGUACAGGAAGAAAACGAAGAAGACGGAGUUUGAGAAGAUCCAUCUGAUUCAGUCGAUGCAGGCAAUCGAAUCAGCGAUGAAAAGGUUCUACUACGCGUACAAACAAGUGUUGGUGAUCAUGGUUGGAAGCUUGGAGGCUCAGGGAAACCAGUCGUUCGUAUCGGAGGAUUCGUUGGCUCAUAUCUUCUUGGAGCCGACGUAUUUUCCGAGCCUCGACGCAGCCAAGACGUUUCUUGGAGAUUAUUGGGAACAGGGAAGAAGGAACAAGAAUUCAGUACAGAUAGAGACCGAGUCAACUCAUUCGUUUGAAUGAAAGAAAGAAAAAUAAAAAAUAUAUAUUAUGAUCGAAAUAUACUAGUACUUUUACUUGUUACCAAUAUAAAUUCAUUAUUUUUCUAUGAAAUUUUGAAAUCGCAAUC